CUUGGAUCAGUCGAAAGCGGAUCCUCGCUUCGCCUUCACCGCGCCUUCGUGCCGCUACUUACUACCGUUAUCGGAUGCGUGAUAUCCGCAUAUUUUCCAAGAUUCGUGAUCUGGGGAUCGCCCUGAUCGCCGAUCACCGAGAGGAAUGCCCGAUUAACAUGUCGUGAACAGAGCCAACGUAUCAGCGAGAAUAAUCCGAAGUCGCGGUAAUAAUCGGCGGGCCUCAAGAGCGGGCCUCGCUCGCGAGCCGGGCUUCCUCCGGCGCGCCUCAAAACGGGCCUCGUCGAGCGGGCCUUAAUCAAACCUCUCGAGCCUCGACGGCCGUUAGUCCAGCGUACCAAGCCAGUUCCGACGUGGAGCGCGAACGAGCUGAGGCUAAUCUUGAUAGAACCAGAACCAGCGGCGCCGCGGCACUCCGGCGUCGAAGGCAGCAGCGACCGGAAACGAUGGACAAGCCAUUACACUGGAUUGUAAUAUUGCAGCCAGUGUCGUUCGCGUUCGGUUAUAGGUACGAUCCUUGGUAUCGUGCGGACACGCAACGUCCGGUCGAUGUCAUCACCGACGUCAUCAAUGAUCUGGGAUUGAAGAUCCUUCAACAAUAUUCGGCGCACGGAAAUGUGGCGUUUUCGCCCACAGGGGUUGCCUUCAUAUUGGCGGCGCUUUACGAAGGAUCCGCUGGUAGAGGGUGUCAACAAAUCACUGAAGCUGUAGGAUUACCAUCCAGGGAUGUUACCAGGAUCGGUUUCAGGGAUAUUCACCGACGAUUGAGAAGUUACCUCAAUGCUGAUGGCUUCCUGGGCGGAUUGACACUAAACAAGGAGAACAUCAGACUUCGUCCCGAAUACGAAGACAUCCUGAGGUUUUACGGCUUCGAUCUGUCCAGUAUCGAGCAAGAAGCGAACGUUACUAUCAAAAUGGGAGACUCUUCGGAUACAACCGAACUUCCGACGUCUACUGCCGGGUCAAUCCCGACAGAGAUGAUAGACACAAUGAAUGAACCGGACACGACGACGGUCACUUUAAUCGCUACAACACUUCCGUCAGAAACAACGAUCGCUCCAUCGACCGCAGCGGACGUUACUCAAAGUGUCACGAUGGAAGCAAUCGACGUGCAAUCGAUUACAGUCGCGAAUCCCGAAUCAGCUGUUCCAAGUACGUCGACGGUAGAUUCUUCAUCUGUGAUUAUUUCUGAUGAAAACAUCCAGCUAACAUCCACGCGAGUCACUGUGGACAGCCAAACGAAUCCGACUAUGGUUCCUACUUCGAUCGAUCAGAGUCCGCAGGCCACUUCGAUAGUCGCCAUCGCUGAAACAGACGAAAUUGUCGCGGAUAUCAUCAUUCCUAAGACCGCUACGGAGAAUGCAAAUUCUAAUGCGAAUAUUCAAGUACCGCAUGACCUAGAUACGACAACGGCGGCUAAUGUCAAUGCGAUGAGUGACGAGAUGCUGACAAAUAUUUCGUCGACUGUAACUAUCGUGGAUGCGACGCCCAUUAAUGAUACGUCUGUCACCGUUAAUACGAAUACCGUUACCUCGAAUUCGUUAAUUUCCACGAUCUCUUCGCCUUUAGCCAAUGCUAUAAAUUUAACUACUCCGAGUCCCGUUAUCGAAACCAUGACGAAUAACAGUGUUUUUUCGCAAUCGAGUAUGACAUCGAUGGGCGCUCUUCCGGACGGAAAUAUUUCGGGGAUAAUUAUUCCUAUGCAUGAUGUCGGAAUAACGCCAAUCAUUAAUAUUGAUGACGACACUACAGCGUCCGCUGAGAUGACAACAUCAUCUAUUCAAGCGAUAAACACGACAACUUCGAGCGAUCUCGUUGGAGAUUUGAAUGAUUCCACGAUUGCAUCGACGAAUGGGAAUAUCGUUUCGAUGAAUCGGAAGAAGAAAGAAUCGGAGCCUAAUUUGAAAGUUAUAAUAAAUGAAGGUACAGAUGAGUUGACAAAUUACAAAUCGUCGAAUCUACGUAAACGAAGAGCGAAGAAUCCGCGUGGAUACUUCUCUAGUUAUCCAGACGAAGGUAUCUGGAUGCAAAACUUGGAGAUUUGGAAAUCAUCGUAUAAUACGAUAAACGCGGACGAAUCCUCCAACGGAGAUUCUGCGGAGAUAUCGUUUCUAGUAAACGGUUGCGAUGUAUCCUCGAUAUCGGCCUCGACAUAUAUCGCUGUGCUACCUUUUGCCUAUUUCCCAUCCUUGCAUGCUGUCGCGCUCGAGUUUCCUCUAGACGAUCCCCGAUACAACAUAAUACUUCUCAUGCCGACGGAUAAAACGGACACGCAUCGUCUGGCGAGAGAUCUCAGCGGGAAGUCAUUGAGAUUGUUGAGGAAGCGAUUACAGCCUACUUGGGUCAGGGCCACGAUACCUUCGUUCAUGCUACGUGGUUUCGUUACACUGACAUCAUUUCUACAAAGGUUGGGAAUUGUGGAUGUGUUCGAGCCGAGGUUGGCCGAUCUAUCGCCUAUGACAUCCGACCUUGGUGUGUACGCCCGAGACGUGCAACAGAGUAUAGGGGUCAACAUAAGGAAUUAUAUGAAAUCCGACCGUACCCAUUCUCGUGAGUCGUCUAAUGUCGUUCCACCUCGAAGGGACUAUUAUCGAUAUCUGCCUCCAGGUAACGGUCUGUUCGAGAGAGCCGGACCUGUACCUUUUACAGCUUUGCAUCCGUUUCUUUAUUUCAUCGUCGACACCGAAACUUCGGUGAGUCUAAUCGCCGGUCGAGUGGACGACCCGCUUAAUUCAAGAAUACUGUAGACAUGUAUAAUUUAAUUUAUGACAUAUUCUAAGAUUUUUUAAAUAAACAUUCGUUUAUUUGGCGAUACUUAUAAAUAGCUAUAUCUUAUAAUGUAUAGACUUCUCCUUCCCAACACGCACACAAU
Messenger RNA from Camponotus floridanus (Florida carpenter ant), 2872 nucleotides. RefSeq lists its product as uncharacterized. The transcript is spliced from 8 exons. Gene Ontology annotation, molecular function: serine-type endopeptidase inhibitor activity. Lineage: Eukaryota; Metazoa; Arthropoda; Insecta; Hymenoptera; Formicidae. The record is from RefSeq and is a predicted model, not a curated record. The coding region runs from base 447 to 2747 and encodes 766 amino acids.